Messenger RNA from Aspergillus chevalieri, 1617 nucleotides. RefSeq names its product putative MFS multidrug transporter. Gene Ontology annotation, molecular function: transmembrane transporter activity. The record is from RefSeq and is a predicted model, not a curated record. The transcript has 3 exons. Gene Ontology annotation, cellular component: membrane. Bases 1 to 1617 code for a protein of 538 amino acids. Gene Ontology annotation, biological process: transmembrane transport. NCBI's taxonomy places the organism in Eukaryota, Fungi, Ascomycota, Eurotiomycetes, Eurotiales, Aspergillaceae.
AUGAACCCUGAAACGCCGGAACACAGUGCCAAUCAUUUGGCUGAGGUAGCAGAGGAUGCUGAUAUUUUUGCUCAAGAGAAGGGUAUCAAUAAUGAAUAUCAAGGGCCAAAUGCCCGAACACUGCCAGAUGCAGAGACAAUCGAGCGAUUAGGGCGACAACGCCCUGUUCAUUUCUCGAAUAAAUGGACAGAAUUGGCAUUCUGUUUCUCAAUAUUCAUGUGCCAGAUCCUUUCGGAAUACUAUGUAUCCGGCUCUAAUGUCCUUCUUCCCACGUUGAUAAAGGAGUUGGACAUCCCUCCUAGCCAGUCCAUUUGGCCAGCCACGGCCUUGUCCCUUGUCGUCACGGCCACCUUGCUCAUAUUUGGUCGUUUGGCGGACAUGUUUGGAGGAUUCGUGCUUUACUUUGGAGGGAUGGUGUGGCUGACCAUCACCUCACUCAUCGCCGGGUUCUCCCAGAACUGGUUGAUGCUGUUUAUCUUCCGAGCACUACAAGGGCUGGGAUUGGCAGCAUUCCUACCCUCGAGUAUCAUGAUUCUCGGCAGAGUGUACCGACCAGGACCUCGUAAAAACCUCGUCUUUAGCAUCUAUGGCGCCUGCGCAGCGCUGGGGUUCUUCGUCGGAAUUUUCUUCUCUGGUAUCUGCGGUGAAUUCCUGUCAUGGUCGUGGUAUUUUUUCUUCGGUGCCAUUUUCUCUGCUAUCACGGCCGUGUCGUCUUACUUUUCGAUUCCCUCGGAUUGGACCGAGAAGCGAGCAACAUCCAAGGCUAGUAUGGACUGGAUCGGAUCCGCCUUGCUCGUACCAGGCAUGGUGCUGUUUGUUUUUUCCAUUGCGGACAGUGCACAUGCUCCCCAGGGUUGGAAGACGUCAUAUAUCAUUGUUUGUCUGAUUCUUGGUGUUUUAUUUUUGGGGGCCUUUAUUUAUGUGGAGGGCUGGGUUGUCGAGAAUCCUUUGAUGCCGGGCGAUUUGUUCUCGGUGAAGUACAUGAAACCGCUUAUUCUCGCUCUCCUCUGCUUGUAUGGCUGCCUUGGGAUUUAUCUUCUCUAUGCAUGUCUGUACAUGCAGGAUUUCAUGGGAGCCAGUCCCCUCCAGGUCGUUGCGUGGGCAGUGCCCAUGGCAGUUGGUGGGCUCAUUCUCUCUGUCGCUGGAGGUUAUCUACUCCACAUGCUCAACGGAACCAUCCUUAUUAUAAUAGCUUGUCUGGGCUACCUCGCAUCCGGUCUUUUAUUCGCACUGAUCCCACUCGGAGGAAACUACUGGGCUUUCGUAUUUCCCGCCAUGAUCGGCGGCACAAUCGGCAUAGACAUCAGCUUCAACGUCACCAACAUCUUCAUCACCACGAAUCUGUCCAAGGAAAGACAAGGACUAGCGGGCGCGUUGAUCAACUGUACUCUCCACUUCGGAAUUGCCAUCAUGUUGGCGUUUGCCGAUAUCGUCCAGGUUCACACUGAGGAGUAUUUGGGUCUUCGGAAGAGUUACCAGGCGGCAUUCUGGUUCCAGGUUGGGUUGGCUGGAUUUGCGUUGGCUGUGGUGAUUGCGUUCGUGCGUAUCGAGAGUGCGAAGAGUGAGUUGACUGUGGAUGAGAAGCUUGAGUUGGAAGCUGCUGCGCGGCAGACUUAG